AUGGUCCCCAAGGUUGGAAUCAACGGUUUCGGUCGUAUUGGCCGCAUUGUCCUCCGCAAUGCCAUCGCCGACGGCAAUGUUGAGGUUGUCGCUGUCAACGACCCCUUCAUCGAGACCCACUAUGCUGCCUACAUGCUCAAGUACGACAGCACCCACGGUCAGUUCAAGGGCACCAUCGAGGUUGAUGGCACCAACGGCCUGAUCAUCAACGGCAAGAAGGUCCGCUUCUACACCGAGCGUGACCCCGCCAGCAUCCCCUGGUCCGAGACCGGUGCCACCUACGUUGUCGAGUCCACUGGUGUCUUCACCACCAAGGAGAAGGCCUCUGCUCACUUGAAGGGUGGUGCCAAGAAGGUCAUCAUCUCCGCCCCCUCUGCUGAUGCCCCCAUGUUCGUCAUGGGUGUCAACAACACCGAGUACAAGUCCGACAUUGACGUCCUCUCCAACGCCUCCUGCACCACCAACUGCCUGGCCCCUCUCGCCAAGGUUAUCAACGACAACUUCGGUCUCGUUGAGGGUCUGAUGACCACCGUCCACUCUUACACCGCUACGCAGAAGACCGUUGAUGGUCCCUCCGCUAAGGACUGGCGUGGUGGCCGCACUGCGGCCCAGAACAUCAUCCCCUCCUCCACCGGUGCCGCCAAGGCCGUCGGCAAGGUCAUUCCUUCCCUCAACGGCAAGCUCACCGGCAUGUCCAUGCGUGUGCCCACUGCCAACGUCUCCGUUGUUGACCUGACCUGCCGCAUCGAGAAGUCUGCCUCCUACGAUGAGAUCAAGGCUGUCAUCAAGAAGGCCUCCGAGAACGAGAUGAAGGGCAUCCUCGGCUACACCGAGGACGACAUCGUCUCCACUGACCUGAACGGUGAUGACCACUCCUCCAUCUUCGAUGCUAAGGCCGGUAUUGCUCUCAACGCCAACUUCAUCAAGCUGGUCUCCUGGUACGACAACGAGUGGGGCUACUCCCACCGUGUCGUUGACCUGAUCUCCUACAUUGCCAAGGUUGACGGCCAGUAG
This is a messenger RNA of Penicillium diatomitis, 1014 nucleotides long. RefSeq names its product glyceraldehyde 3-phosphate dehydrogenase GpdA (gene gpdA). The transcript has 5 exons. The coding region runs from base 1 to 1014 and encodes 337 amino acids. Gene Ontology annotation, molecular function: protein binding; oxidoreductase activity, acting on the aldehyde or oxo group of donors, NAD or NADP as acceptor; NAD binding. The record is from RefSeq and is a predicted model, not a curated record. Gene Ontology annotation, biological process: glucose metabolic process. Lineage: Eukaryota; Fungi; Ascomycota; Eurotiomycetes; Eurotiales; Aspergillaceae.